UGUCACUCUUUUAUCGUCCCGACAAAACGCUGUGCGUGUCGAAAGCUCCUGCGCGGAUACCCGACAAUGAGAAGGGGCGGAGGCGGUGGCGGAGAUCGGUAUAGGAAUCCAUGCCUGACGAUGCACCAGCCAUGGGCAUCCCUCCUUGUCCAUGGCAUCAAGCGCAUCGAAGGCCGAUCUUGGCCUGCUCCCAUCAAUGGUCGGAUCUGGAUUCAUGCUGCGGCGAAGGUCCCGGAACCGGAUACCAUCAAGGUGAUGGAGGAUUUCUACAGAGAGAUUUAUGCGGUGAAUGGGAUCAUUGACAUUAAGUUUCCUGAUCACUAUCCAGUUUCCAGGCUCUUAGGGUGUGUUGAAGUGGUUGGUUGUGUGAAGAGUGAAGAGCUGGUAUGCUGGGAUGAAGUACCAGAAUCGGUGAGGUUCGAAGGUUUGACGCAGUUUUGCUGGCUCUGUGAAAAUCCACAGAAACUGCUUGUACCUUUUGAAAUGCGGGGCUAUCAAGGGGUUUAUAACUUGGAGAAAAAGAUUUACGAUGCUGCAAUCAGAGGCCUACGUCCAGUGAAAGGCCCCCUACCAGUGAAGUUUCCACUUCCAGAUAUUUCAAACCCAUUGUCAUUGAAGCCUGGAUCACUUCCAUCAUGCAAAACUGGCUCUAAAUUAUCAGAACCGGGGCACUCAUGUAGUGUUAGUGUGGCUAUAGCCGGUGCCAAAGCUGCAGCUACACAGUUUUCAAAGAAAGAUCAGAGUCAAAGCAAUCAUGAAAUCCGCAAGCAUAAUGAUCAAAAGCUCGAUAUGAAUUAUCCUUCUGGAACCCGCCAUAUUCUACCUCAGGAAAUGGAUACAAGGAUGUCCAGUUUGACAAAUGAUAGUGUGCCUGCCAAGAACUCCCUUGAUCAGCAAGCUCACAUAGAAGUUGGGGGAAACAGCAGAAGUUAUACACUGGAAGCUAACAGUCGUAGUAGCUCGCAUCCUGGGGCACCUUCGCAUAAGCUUUUUGCAGCAGCACUGAAAGGACUAAGUUCAAAAUAAGGAGCCCGAAACAUCUGAAAAAGCAUUCACUGACAGAGAUAAAGCAUGGAGUAUAAAUCGCAUUGAACUGAAUUAGUUAGAGAUCCUGCACUAAUACCAUAUACCAGUUCUUAUCUUCGUUUGUAUAUUUAAGGAUUGAUGUAAUUAACAUAAAUAUGGCAACAGAUAGGUGAUCCAGUAACAUUAUAUUUGUUUGAGAGGUCAAUAACAUGUAGAAAUUAUUUGUGGAACAGUGACAGGUUGGUGAUUUAUUAACAUUAUAUCUGUUUGAGAUGCCAAUAACAUGUAUAAGUUAUUCAA
Dioscorea cayenensis subsp. rotundata (Guinea yam) is the source of this 1326-nucleotide messenger RNA. RefSeq lists its product as uncharacterized. Gene Ontology annotation, molecular function: transcription coactivator activity. NCBI's taxonomy places the organism in Eukaryota, Viridiplantae, Streptophyta, Magnoliopsida, Dioscoreales, Dioscoreaceae. The coding region runs from base 67 to 1026 and encodes 319 amino acids. Gene Ontology annotation, biological process: positive regulation of DNA-templated transcription. The record is from RefSeq and is a predicted model, not a curated record. The transcript has 7 exons. Gene Ontology annotation, cellular component: nucleus.